AUGGAUUUAUCUGAUAGUGCAAAAGGCAUAGCUGGGCUACUGCGCACCCCAAGUGGCCAGGCUCAGUCGCUUUAUUCCAAGAUAACUAAUAUUCUCUUUGAUUUUAAGAAAAAGAAAAAUAAAGUGUGUGUCCGCAUCGAAGUUUCGCAGCAUUUGCCAAUAGAAUUUGAAGUUGAUUACUCUUUAUUGGACUUUAAUGAUACUUUUAAACAAAUUUUGAAACAGUCUCAGCUGAAUAAUCUAGAUAUUCAAUCAAUAGAUAAUUUAUUUCAAGUAAAACUUGUAGACUACUUAUUAGUCCAAGCUAUCAAAAAAGGUAUGCAAAAGAUCAACAGUUUAAGCGCCCAAGUCAUUUAUUCACAAGUAAAAGAAGACCAAGAAGACCCUGACAAAGUUGUAAAAGACUGCAUAAAGUACUCAAUGGUCUUAUCCAACCAAAUUCUUCAAGACAUCAAUUCUAAGCAUCAACGAAUCUUAGAAGUCAUGAAAAAAUUUAACAUGGAAGUCUAUGAAAGAGGGCCACUUAUAUCCCGAUCCAUUGAAGAACUAACUGACAAUUUGCAUCGAAAAUUCAUUUUGAUAAUAAACCAAAUCAUCGAGCUGCAAAGGGGGCAUACCAUUGCAGAAUCCCACCUUACCGAACAGGUGAAAGCACUGAUUAAUAGUUUGUAA
Molecule: messenger RNA, 672 nt
Organism: Blepharisma stoltei
Lineage: Eukaryota; Ciliophora; Heterotrichea; Heterotrichida; Blepharismidae
Source: the annotation of a GenBank genome assembly